Messenger RNA from Magnolia sinica, 1164 nucleotides. Its product is annotated as protein WUSCHEL. The record is from RefSeq and is a predicted model, not a curated record. NCBI's taxonomy places the organism in Eukaryota, Viridiplantae, Streptophyta, Magnoliopsida, Magnoliales, Magnoliaceae. Gene Ontology annotation, biological process: plant organ development. The transcript is spliced from 3 exons. The coding region runs from base 107 to 901 and encodes 264 amino acids. Gene Ontology annotation, molecular function: DNA binding; DNA-binding transcription factor activity.
CUCCACCUUUUCAAAAUGUCUUCAUGCAAACCCAAAACUCCCCUUCUCUUUCCCCUUUCUCUUCCUCCUUGCUUUCUUCUGUUCCAUUUGUUUUUCUCUCAGUAAGAUGGAACCUCAACAACAACAGCAGCAGCUACAAGAAGACAGCAGCAGCAGCAACAGUAGCAAGGGCAGCUUUCUAUGCAGGCAAUCUAGUACAAGGUGGAUUCCCACAACUGACCAGAUAAGGAUAUUGAAAGACCUAUACUACAACAAUGGAGUCAGGUCUCCAAGUCCAGAGCAGAUACAGAGGAUUUCUGCUAGGUUGAGGCAGUACGGGAAGAUUGAAGGGAAGAACGUCUUCUACUGGUUUCAGAACCAUAAGGCUAGGGAGAGGCAGAAGAAGAGGUUUACUGUAGAUAUAGCCAUGCAGAGAGGGUGGAAACCCGAGGAUUCCAUUCCCAGCAAGUACACCUCCAUGGGGUUUUCUCCUUCUUCUUCUUCUUCUUGUUCUUCUCCACCAGGUAUGGUGGCUAUUGGGCAGAUGGGGAGCAUUGGGUAUGGAACUGUAGUCAUGGAAAAGAGCUUCAGGGAAUGCUCAAUAUCAGGUGGUGGGUACAUGGGCAGCAGCAACCUGGGAUGGAUGGGAAUAGAAACAUCUUCGACCUACCCUCGCUUCGACGCCAGAAAAUACAUGGAAACGAUGGAAACAGAAGCUCCUCACAUCGAAACGUUGCCGCUAUUUCCCAUGCAUGGACAGGACGACCCCAACGCUAGCAACAGCUUUUGCACGGGAAAGGUGGACCACUUCCCAGGUGAUUACUUUCCCGGCUGGUAUUUCGACGAUCCUGGCAAGGGUGGAACCGGGACGUCGCUCGAGCUCAGCCUCAAUUCCUACUCUGGAGAACACGACUCCACGUGACCACGCCGUUGUGGCACGUGACUCUUAAAGCUUUUUGGGUUUCAAGUAGAAGUGACAGUGGAAGAAGAAAGAGUGGUAGACCAAGAUUUUGUCCUUCUUGCCGUCUGCCUGUCUAUUCGAUGCUACACGUGUCAUUCCCUGAAAAAUAGUGGACUUUCUUUUUCUAUACUUUUUAGGCCAUCUUCUUGUUAGACACACCAACUUAUAAAUGAAUGGGGAAAGAACAAAUUCAAACCGUCCAAAUCCUGGGUCCCAUGGUGGAU